GGAAGAUAAACCGCAAAAGACAAUAUUGCACAUGAUUUGCGUACGCAUCGGAUGAGCAGGAGAAGGAAAUUCCUCUCCACUAAAAGUAAAUAGGAAUAGGGGAUCGGAGUUUGCCUUGCACAGACUUAAGUCAGAGAAAUAUCAAGCAGAGACAGUUGUUAGAGAUUCUUCCUCUCUCAGUCUCCUCCGCUGCAGACUGAAGAUGCUCUUGGACGCAGGACCACAGUAUCCCACCAUUGGAGUGACUACUUUCGGCUCCACCAGGCAUCACUCAACAGGCGAAGUUACAGACAGAGAAGUGGCGUUGGGUAUCAAUCCGUUCGCCGACGGUAUGGGCGCUUUUAAAAUCAACCAUAGCUCCCACGAUCUCGGCUCUGGGCAAACGGCGUUUUCCUCGCAAGCGCCCGGUUACGCCGCCGCUGCCGCCCUGGGACACCAUCAUCACCCCACUCAUGUCAGCUCGUACUCCACCGCCGCCUUCAACUCCGCUCGGGACUUUCUCUUUCGCAAUCGGGGCUUCGGAGACGCCACGAGCGCGCAGCACAGUCUGUUCGCCUCCGCCGCUGGAAGUUUCGCCGGACCACAUGGACACUCUGACGCCGCUGGGCACCUGCUCUUCCAGGGACUGCACGAGCAAGCGGCCACGCACGCGUCCUCCAACGUGGUGAACAGUCAGAUGCGCCUGGGCUUCUCCGGGGACAUGUACGGCAGGGCCGAGCAAUACGGUCACGUCGCUAGCCCCAGGUCCGAGCACUACGCCUCGACUCAGCUGCACGGCUAUGGCCCCAUGAACAUGAAUAUGGCUGCCCAUCACGGGGCAGGGGCCUUCUUUCGGUACAUGAGACAGCCCAUUAAGCAAGAGCUCAUCUGCAAAUGGGUCGAACCGGAGCAGCUGACGAAUCCGAAAAAGUCCUGCAACAAAACGUUCAGCACCAUGCACGAGCUCGUGACCCACCUGUCGGUGGAGCACGUUGGGGGACCAGAGCAGUCGAAUCACAUUUGCGUUAUUUAA
Messenger RNA from Sinocyclocheilus anshuiensis, 1012 nucleotides. Its product is annotated as zinc finger protein ZIC 1-like. The coding region runs from base 203 to 1012 and encodes 269 amino acids. The transcript is spliced from 2 exons. Lineage: Eukaryota; Metazoa; Chordata; Actinopteri; Cypriniformes; Cyprinidae. The record is from RefSeq and is a predicted model, not a curated record.